This is a messenger RNA of Acaulospora morrowiae, 1044 nucleotides long. The record is from the annotation of a GenBank genome assembly. Lineage: Eukaryota; Fungi; Glomeromycota; Glomeromycetes; Diversisporales; Acaulosporaceae.
UUUCCUCCAUCAAGACCAAUCACACCUCAACCAACAGGUUCAAGCUUAUUUGAUGAGUUGAGACAGGCUACAUCACAAUUAUAUCCGCAAACAUCUUCGACGCAAACGUUUCUGGAGGAAGUGAAAAAUCACGACUCAUCAUCAUCUCAAACUUUUCAAUUAACUCCAUCUGAACCUCAAAGCGUUAAUCCGUCAACGCCUCAAUCAUCACCGAUUUCACCCUCCUCGUUGCCACCCCUCCCCCCCUCAACGCCAUCAACCCCAAUUUUUUCUUCAACUCCAAUGACUCAUUUAUCUUCACAACACACAAAUUCUGUUGAAAAUGCGUCAUCACCGGUUCCUACCGAGGGUACAUUAAAAAUACCGCCAAUUUCUCCAUCAAUCACACCUACUUCGACAAUACCAAAAUCUCCUAUUCUAAGAUCUCAAGUUAAAAGAAAAACGCCACCGCCAUUGCCUCUUUCGUCAACUGUUGGAAGACCCCCGCCACUUCCACUUCCACCAACUUGGCCUACACUUAAAAAGAUCAACAAGUAUGAGCCUAAAAAAGAUGAAUUAUCAGAUAUAUCAUUACAUCAUCGCCAGUCAAAACCCAGAAGUAUUUCCGAAGGCAAUGACGAUGGAAUUGUUAUCAAUAAAGAGAAGAAUCAACAAACUUUCCGUAGUAAAUCAACAUCCGAAGAUGAUGGUCUUAGCAAAAUUAAAUUCGAUAUACCAUUAAAUAAGGACUACGAAAAAGAAAAGAGCCGAGCUGAUCAAGAUGAAGAUUUGUCUGUUCUCAACUCAGAGACGAGUAUAGCUUUAGUAAGGGGACAUGAUGCUUCUUUGGUGGUACCGAGCAAUAUUAAAAUAGAAAAUAAACAUGGAGUAGCUGAUCACACGAAGACUAUGAAAAAUAAUGAUCUUCAAGAGACGAUAUUGGAAAAGGAUAAAUACAAUAGAGUGAAUAGUAGUGAUGACGAAGUGAAUGGUUUUGGUGUGGACUUUCAGAACCAAAUUAGAAUAACAAAUAAAAUCGAAAAUCGAGAGAUAAUUUCUAAUUAA